GUUUCUGUCCUCGACUUCAUUGUUUCUACGAAGCUUACGAAAACCUUGAAUUCACUGCCGUUAUCAGCCAUUGAGAUUAGUUGAAGAAAAAGGUUAACAGUUUUGAUUGAGUUUGUGCUGGUUAUAUAUAUUGGAGUACAUACGCGUACUUUAGUUGUUGAAAUAAACAGUAUGGUAUUAAGGUCCAGUUGGAAUUAUUAUCUUUGGAGAAAUCAGACGUUCAGGAAAAAGGCCAUAUGGCCUUCCAGGUUUCUCUUGGUAAGAAGAAGGGUAGUUAUGUCGACGUAUUGGAUGAUGGUGAUGAUGUUCACUGGGAACAGCAUGAUGAUAGAAGAAUUGCAGCAGAGGAGGGAGAACGGCUGAAAAAAGAACGAGAAAAAGACAAGAAGCCGAAGCCACGUCAGUAUGCAAAUACUAGCAAAGAUUCUUAUUCCUCCAAUCAGCUGGAGGACGGUGUUGCGGAUGCAGACAAGGCUGAAGAUGAUGAUGAUGAGUGGGAUGCAAAGAACUGGGAUGAUGAAGAUCUCAAGUUUCCAGGUGUACCCCGGCCGUUUGCUGAUGAGGACCAAGUCAUGGAUGAGCUUCAACCUAAUAAUCUAGGGUUUAAUCAUAAUCUGGACGACAAGCCCAAACAACAUGUUAAUAAGCAUGAUAAACAGAUUGUGAAAGAAGAAGUCGCCGAGAUGACACUUAGGUCCCCUAUUUGCUGCAUUAUGGGUCAUGUUGAUGCUGGGAAAACGAAGUUGCUUGAUUUCAUUCGCAAGACUAAUAUCCAAAAAGGUGAGGCCGGAGGAAUCACCCAACAGAUUGGUGCCACUUAUAUUCCAGCUGACAACAUUCGUGAGAGAACUUAUAAGUUGAAAGCUGAUGCAAAGCUCGACGUCCCUGGUCUGUUGGUUAUUGAUACACCUGGACACGAUUCGUUCAAGAACUUAAGGUCUCGUGGUUCUGGCUUAUGUGAUACUGCCAUUUUGGUUGUCAGUAUCAUGAAAGGUUUAGAACCGCAAACCAUUGAAUCUCUCAAUUUAUUGAGAAUGAGGAACACAUACUUCAUUGUGGCCCUAAAUAAGGUUGACACUAUAUACGGGUGGAAAACUUAUCCGAACAUACCAAUGAGGGACGCAUUGAAGCGACAGUGCCAGGAUGUUCAAGCUCAAUUCAAUUAUAGGCUCACUCAGAUAAAAACACAAUUUAUGGAGCAAGGUUUGAAUACGGAAAUAUACUACAAAAACAAAGAGGGAGAAACCUAUAGUAUUGUACCGACUAGCUCUAUCAGUGGUGAAGGAAUACCAGAAUUGUUAUUGCUACUGCUCCAGUGGGCUCAGAAGACAAUGGUUGUAAAACUUACAUAUCGCAGUGAAGUUCAGUGUACGGUUUUGGAAGUUAACGUCAUUGAAGGACUUGGAACAACCAUCGAUGUGAUAUUGGUCAAUGGUGUGCUUCACGAAGGAGAUGAGAUUGUUGUUUGUGGCUCUCAGGAUCCAAUUCAUACUACAAUCCGGUCAUUAUUGACUCCCUGUCCAAUGAAGGAACUUCGUGUCAAGGGAACCUACAUUCAUCACAAAGAAAUCAAAGCUGCACAAGCGGUCAAAAUUACUGCACAGAAUCUUGAGAAUGCAGUGGCUGGGACCUCCCUAUUUGUCGCAAGGCCUGAUGAUGACGUUGAAGAUCUCAAAGUUUCAGUCAUGAAUGAUAUGAGUAAUGUGAUGAGUCGCACUGAUAAAAGCGGUGGAGUUUACGUUCAAGCAUCAUCUCUGGGAUCACUAGAGGCAUUACUAGACUAUCUAAAGAAGCCAGAUGUAGACAUACCUGUUGGUGGUAUCGGUAUAGGACCGAUACAUAAGAAGGAUACAAUCAAGGCUAGCCUCAUGCUAAAGAAGAGACAAGAGUUUGCGACAAUGUUGGCUUAUGAUGUUGACGUGCUCCCAGAAGCCCGUUUGCAUGCAGAUGCGAAUGGUGUGAAGAUAUUCGUAGGUAACGUAAUUUACCCCCUAGUUGAUCAGUUGAAGGCUCAUAUUGAAACUUUCAAGGAAGAAAAGAGGAGACAAACCGCUGAAGAGGUUGUAUUUCCUUGUCGUCUUCAAAUCAUGCCAAACGACGUGAUCAGAAAGAAAGAUCCAAUCAUAUUGGGUGUGGAAGUUCUUGAGGGCGUUCUUAAGAUUGGAACUCCCAUUUGCAUGCCUAAGAAAGACUUCAUUGACAUUGGCCAUGUAUCUUUCAUCAGAAUGAACAACAGGCCUGUCAACUCUGCAAGAAUAGGACAAGGGGUGUCUAUCAAGAUAGAGGGAAGGAACGCUGAGGAGAGACAAAAAAUGUUCGGAAGGCAUUUUAAUGUGAGUGAUGAACUAGUGAGUCACAUCUCCAGGAAGUCAAUCGAUGUUUUGAAAGAAUAUUACAAGGAUGAAAUGUCCAAUGAACUAUGGAAUCUAUUGGUCAAACUGAAAAUCCUCUUUAAAAUACAGUGACCUUCACGGAUGACGGAUAUGGCUCUUCUUCACCAAGAGCUUACGUUAAGUUGUGCCACCUCUUUGCCAAUUGGCCUGGCAGUUUUGUUUAUGCUUUUACUUUUCUGAUAACUUCAAAAUAAAGGGAGGCCAUUAGUUCCAUAUCUUUAAAAAGUCUCUCAUCCCGAAUGAUUCAACUUUUACUGUGGAUAAUUUGUUUUGGAUUUUAAACCUUUGCAUGAUUUUGGGCUUGUUGAAAAGCAGCUACUUAAGUUUGAUUGUUAAAGAUGUCAA
Erigeron canadensis is the source of this 2738-nucleotide messenger RNA. RefSeq names its product eukaryotic translation initiation factor 5B-like. The record is from RefSeq and is a predicted model, not a curated record. Gene Ontology annotation, molecular function: GTPase activity; GTP binding; translation initiation factor activity. NCBI's taxonomy places the organism in Eukaryota, Viridiplantae, Streptophyta, Magnoliopsida, Asterales, Asteraceae.